GGCCCAUAAGGUAUCCAAGUAGCCCGUUACAGCCUACUAUAGGUAUAAAAGGAGGGACCCUAAACCUAAUCACCAGGUAAGCCAGUUUAUUUUCUAGGGUUUCAAAAAAUCGCAAGUCGCCGUUGCAGCCAAAACCUCAGCACCAAAAAUGGCUCGGAUCAAGGUUCAUGAGUUGAGGCAGAAAACAAAGGUAGAAUUGUUGAAUCAGCUCAAGGAUCUCAAAGCUGAAUUGGCUCUUCUUCGUGUUGCGAAGGUUACCGGUGGUGCACCUAACAAGCUUUCCAAGAUUAAGGUAGUGAGAUUGGGGAUUGCGCAAGUGUUGACUGUGAUGUCACAGAAGCAAAAGUCGGCAUUGAGGGAAGCUUACAAGAACAAGAAGUAUUUGCCGCUUGAUCUUCGUCCUAAGAAGACCCGCGCUAUUCGUCGUCGCCUCACUAAGCACCAGGCAUCCUUGAAGACUGAGAGGCAAAAGAAAAAGGAGAUGUACUAUCCAAUGAGGAAGUAUGCCAUCAAGGUGUAGGCUAGGUAUUUUUAUCUAGAAGCAUCAUCUUAAAAAAGACUGAAAUUUUGUUGAGAAGUUUAUUAAGAUUCUAAAAGUGGUUUAUGACAGCACUUGUUUCUCUUCCUUUUUGCUUUAAUUUGCUGGGAUCUUUUUUCAUAUUGGUAACUCGUAAGUACCAAGUAGCAUUGUGGUUUAUGAUCUAUGACAAUUUUUCUAUGGAGAAUGGAUGAUAGAUGUUUACCGAA
Amaranthus tricolor (Joseph's coat) is the source of this 747-nucleotide messenger RNA. Its product is annotated as 60S ribosomal protein L35-like. The record is from RefSeq and is a predicted model, not a curated record. Bases 149 to 520 code for a protein of 123 amino acids. Gene Ontology annotation, biological process: maturation of LSU-rRNA from tricistronic rRNA transcript (SSU-rRNA, 5.8S rRNA, LSU-rRNA); translation. The transcript has 4 exons. Gene Ontology annotation, cellular component: ribosome; cytosolic large ribosomal subunit. Gene Ontology annotation, molecular function: mRNA binding; structural constituent of ribosome. Lineage: Eukaryota; Viridiplantae; Streptophyta; Magnoliopsida; Caryophyllales; Amaranthaceae.